UAGCGCUAAAUCCAUUCACGGCCUGGUGUCGUGUGGGCACAGCCACACGCAUGGCAGGGCUAAAAUCCAAACCCGUCCGUCUCUCAUCAGCCGGAGGAGAGGGAGGCAGCCCCGUCCGUCCCUCCACGGCUCAUCUCCUCUCAGUCCACACAAAAUCGGAUGGUGAAGCAGCAGUAGCAGCCGGAGAAGCAGUUCCCCUCCCCUCCCCAGCAGCUAAGCACCAGCCGGCCGGACCCGCCCCUUCUCCACCCUCCUCCCCUCUCCCAGCUCCGUCAUUACCAAGGAAGGAAGAUGGGCUCGUUGGAGGCGACGCGGGCGGAGCUGGGGCUGGCGGUGCUGUACCUGAACAAGGCGGAGGCUCGGGACAAGAUCUGCAGGGCCAUCCAGUACGGCUCCAAGUUCAUCAGCAACGGCCAGCCCGGCACCGCGCAGAACGUCGACAAGUCCACCACCUUGGCUCGCAAGGUCUUCCGCCUCCUCAAGUGGGUGAACGAUCUGCACGCCCUCAUCAGCCCGGCCGCCAAAGGGACCCCUCUCACGCUGGUCUUGCUUGGGAAGUCCAAGAAUGCGUUGCUGUCGACCUUCCUGUUCCUGGACCAGUUCGUGUGGCUAGGAAGAUCGGGGAUUUACCAGAACAAGGAGCGCACGGACCGCAUCGCCAGGAUGUCCCUCUACUGCUGGAUGGCCUCCUCCGUCUGUGCAAGUCUAGUCGAGCUUGGUGAGCUCAAGAGACUAUCAAAGGCGAUGAGGAAGCGCGCCAAGGAGCUUAGGGGCGCCGACAAAUACGAGGACGAGCAGUACCUGGGGAAGAUGAAGCAGUCGGACGACCGGCUGCUGGCGCUGGUGAAGGCGGGCAUGGACGUGGUGGUGGCCGUGGGGCUGCUGCAGCUGGCGCCCAAGAAGAUCACCCCCAGGGUCACCGGGGCCUUCGGCUUCGUCACCUCCCUCAUCUCCUGCUACCAGCAACUCCCGUCCCGCGCUCCCCUGGCCAAACUCAAGGCGUGAGGAACGGACGCUACACCAUGCAUGCUAGUCCAGACGCUGCCUCCGCUUAACUCAAGCCGAUGCUGUGCUCCAGCAUGGAAUCCGAGAUGUUUUAUUCCUGUGUACGUAGCAGUAUAGAAUGAUGAUGUCGAUUGUCUGUACGUACGGUUUUUAUACAUAUACAUGUACACGGUAUAUGCUAUGAGUAGUAGUAAUGGACAUGGUAUGUCUGGUCGAUCA
This is a messenger RNA of Aegilops tauschii subsp. strangulata, 1224 nucleotides long. Its product is annotated as peroxisomal membrane protein 11-1. Lineage: Eukaryota; Viridiplantae; Streptophyta; Magnoliopsida; Poales; Poaceae. The record is from RefSeq and is a predicted model, not a curated record. Gene Ontology annotation, biological process: peroxisome fission. Gene Ontology annotation, cellular component: peroxisomal membrane.